Sitodiplosis mosellana (orange wheat blossom midge) is the source of this 1718-nucleotide messenger RNA. RefSeq names its product endoribonuclease Dcr-1-like. The transcript has 6 exons. Gene Ontology annotation, cellular component: nucleus; RISC complex; cytoplasm. The record is from RefSeq and is a predicted model, not a curated record. NCBI's taxonomy places the organism in Eukaryota, Metazoa, Arthropoda, Insecta, Diptera, Cecidomyiidae. Gene Ontology annotation, biological process: apoptotic DNA fragmentation; pre-miRNA processing; siRNA processing. The coding region runs from base 224 to 1678 and encodes 484 amino acids. Gene Ontology annotation, molecular function: RNA binding; ribonuclease III activity; deoxyribonuclease I activity.
AUUUGUGUUGUUAGUUGUUAUGGUUGACGUUGUCACACAUGUAAAAAAAACAAGUAAAUAAAUGUUAGCUAUCCAAAGGAGCCGCGACAUCUACCGUCUAAUUGCUGUAAACUACGUGACAGCAUUGACAGUCGGCAAACAAACAAGCAUGCUACAGAAUGGCAUUCAAAUCGAUGCAAAGUUUUUGAUUCAUUGUUUUUGUUCUGAGCUGUUGAUAUAAAUCAUGUUGAUGAUUCGACGAAGUUAUUUAACGUCGAGGUUGCCAAAGUUGAAGCUGCCUUUGGAUGAUAACACUUCAAUUGGGAAAUUCUUACGACAAACAAAACGAUCGUGCCCACGACGUAAUCAGAUCUUGGGUGAGGAAUUUUGCCGAUUUGCCAUUCGAUUGAAGGUGUACACAACGGCCGAUAACCAUGAACGGAGUGACAAAAAACGAUUGCAUGAAAUGUGCCAAGAAGUAGCGACUAAGUUGGAUUUGAUUGAUCCGCAGCCCAAUGAAUCCAGUCACAUUAAAUUACCAUCGACCGGACAAUUUUUAACAGAAAGCAUCAGCAGAUCGCUAGGCAAAUGGAAGCAAAAUGCACAUCAAGAAAUUUGGAGUUUAUACAAAAACACACCCCAAAGCAGUGAUGACUUCAUAGUCGAAAGGGUGAGAGGGAUAAAUUAUUCGUUGAUUGGAUGGUAUUUGCAAACGUAUGGCAUGCAAAAUGCUCUGGCUUUCAUCGAUUGGUUGGGUGUACCGCUGAUUUCUGACACUGGAACAUAUUGUUGGCCACAGCCAAAAUCGCCGUUACUCGUUGAGAACAGUGUCGAAACACAGCGCAGAUUGAAUGAAAUUCUUGAUGGAUAUGAUGCAAUUGAGAAGAAACUUCAAUAUAAAUUCCAGGACAAAGCGUAUUUAUUGCAAUCAGUUAGUCAUGAAUCAUUUACGACGAAUGAAUUAACGCCAAACUAUGUUGGAUUAGAUUUUGUUGGCGAUGCCAUCACAAACUAUGCCAUUACUCGACAUCUCUUCCGUCAAUUGCAAUUCCUUGACGCAACCGAUUUGGAAAAUGCCUGCCAGUUGCUGUAUUCAAACAGUUGUUUUGCCACGGUUUCCGUUCGAAAUGAAUUUCACAAAUUUUUGAGAUAUACCCACCCGGAGAUACGCAACAACAUCAACAGUUUUGUUGCUUUUCUGCGAGCAAAUCGAUUCAAACCGGUGAAUGAUUUACAUUUUCUCGACAGAAAAAAUUUCAUAUUUGAGGUGCCACCCAUAAUUCCAGGCAGCUUUGAGGCACUCAUCGCUGCUGUUUAUUUUGACUCAAAUAUGGAUAUAAAUGUUGUAUCAAAUACACUUUUAAACUUGAUGCAGUGGGACUUGAAGGUGAUUUGCGGAACAAAGCCCAAAACAGCAUAUGUUGAACUAGAACAAUUGGAUCCAACGGCUACAUUCAGCAAACCAAUCACAAUGGGACCGGGAAAAGUUCAAGUAACUGUCACUCUGCCAAAGUACCAAAACAAACGCUUCAACGCCGUGUCCAGGGAUCCUCAACUGGCCAAAUGGGGUGCGGCCAAAACAGCUGUGAUUCAACUUAAAAAACAAUCAAACGUCUUUAUACCAGUCACACAUAACGAGUUGUAUCAACACUUCAAAAAUAAGCAACAAAUUGGAAUCAAAUACAAUAAAGUAGAAUAAACUGAUGAAAAUAAAUAUUAAAAUAGUAUAAAAAUCCAAA